AAAAAAACCAAAAGCGAACGGGAGAAAAUGGAUAAGAAGCUGCGUGCUGAAAUGGCUAAGCGCCACAACGCCACAGGCCUAUAUAGGCGCUUGCCUUUCCAGUAUACUUACAAGAGUCGACUUCCGCAGAAAAAAGGACUUGUGAAGCGAUGCAUGAUACGUAUUCUGAAAAAAGUGCAGUUUAAAAAUAAAAACAAAAUGAAGAAGGGUUCCAAGGAACCAAAAACACGUCCAUCCGCUACUGAGAGGGAGACAAUUUCCGAGUCCGAGGCCGAGGCCGAAGCCAAGCCAAUGGAGUCCGAGGCCAAUCCAGAGGAGUCCGAGGCCGAGGCCAACCCAGAGGAGUCCGAGGCCAACCCAGAGGACUCCGAGGCCAAUCCAGAGGAGUCUGAGGCCAAGCCAGAGGAGUCCAAGCCUGGAGGCCACGAGUCAAUCCUCAAAAAGGUGGAACCAAUGCAGGAGGAAGAACAGGAACCGGAGCAGGAGCAGGAGCCGGACCAGGAACAGGAGCCGGAGCAGGAGCCGGACCAGGAACAGGAGCCGGAGCAGGAGCCUAUCUCUGCACCGCGUAAACCCUUUCCAAACUUACGCGGGAUAGAAUUUCGUCGCAAAUCCCGCUGGAGCUUAGAAUAUGAUUGUGAAUGAACGCAGCGAUUUUCUUGGGGUCCGGAUCCAGAUUCCUCAUCACUGGACCACUGGACCACCGGACCGCAGGAGGUCAGAGCAACAACAAGAACGGAAGGAGAAGGCAACGAGAAAAGGCAACAACGAAAUACGAAAACGAGAUGAGACGAAACGUGCCACAUGUAUGGUAAAUUAACACCCCCCGCCUUCAGAACGGGACUAACACGACAAGCCACACUACAAGAAAAUAAUUGAAACAUUUCCAACACUUGACCACAUUGCAAUGAAAAACUCACUGACUGAUCACAACCCUAAUUGUGCAGCAGACACUUUUAAAUAAAGUGGAAGUCUCCUCGUCGUAUAUCCUUUUGAAGGACCAUUAUUUCUUGCAGUGGAAU
Drosophila bipectinata is the source of this 1022-nucleotide messenger RNA. RefSeq lists its product as uncharacterized. The record is from RefSeq and is a predicted model, not a curated record. NCBI's taxonomy places the organism in Eukaryota, Metazoa, Arthropoda, Insecta, Diptera, Drosophilidae.